ACAAUAUUCAAUUAUCAAUCAUAAUCUCGUUUUUUAUGGUUUACUACAAGAUUUUCAGAGUUUCUUUCUUUAUAUAGUGAGUGUUGCUACAUAUAUAUAAGUCAUCAGAGGCAGUGUUCAAAGCUUUCACCUCAAAAAUGGUGGUUGAGGAGUCUGAGGCGGGAGAGGUUGAGUCGCAGUUGCAAAAGAGCCACCCUUUGUCGGCCCUCGGAAAGCAAUCCUCUAUCUAUUCUCUCACUCUCGACGAGUUCCAGCAUACGUUAUGCGAGGGUGGGAAGAACUUUGGGUCCAUGAACAUGGACGAAUUCCUUACAAGCAUAUGGAACGCUGAAGAAAACCAAGCUACCGACUCCAAUAGUAGCAAUCAUCACAAUAACGGUGCAACUGGACCGGUUAGCAGCAGCCGUGUUAACUUUUCUUUGAAUGGAACAGCAGGAAGCAGUAAAGGUGUAGUUAGGCAGCCUAGCCUUCCGAGACAAGGCUCGCUUACGCUCCCUGCAACGUUGUGUCGGAAGACUGUCGAUGAAGUUUGGUCUGAGAUACAUAGAGUGCAACAAGGACAACGGCUGAGUAAUAACAGCAACUUGCAGGAUGUUGAGAAAACCAGUACUCGACAGCCUACCUUCGGAAAAAUGACCUUGGAGGAUUUCUUGGUUAAGGCAGGUGUUGUUCGGGAACCAUGUGUGCCACCACCGCAACUUCAGCAGAAGUUUGGGUUGCAUCAGUCUAGCAAUAACGCCGCUGUGGGUCCGAAUUUCAUUCCCAGGCCCAUUAUGGAAAUGGGCGGCAGUUGUGGUUUUAAUGGGAGUACAUACCAGACAAUGCCACCAGGGGGAGUACUUGGUGAUUCAUCGGUGUAUCUUAAUGAUGGUAAGAGGGGUGGUGGAGCCUACCAGCCAGCUGCCCCACCACCGUCGACAUCCGUCUGUUAUAACAGGAAAGUAGCCACAGCUGGUGGCUAUGGACCAGGACAGGCAAUGGGAAUGGUGUCACCAAUAAGUACUGUAUCACCAGAAGGGAUGUGUACCAAUCAAGUUGAUAUUGCAGCCACUCAAUUUGGUAUGGAGAUAGGUGGACUACGAGGAAGGAAAAGGAUCAUCGAUGGUCCAAUAGAAAAGGUAGUUGAGAGAAGGCAACGCAGGAUGAUUAAGAAUAGGGAAUCAGCUGCAAGGUCUAGAGCUAGAAAACAGGCAUACACAGUUGAGCUGGAAGCAGAGUUGAACCAACUGAAACAAGAGAAUGCUCAUCUUAAUCAGGCUCUGGCGGAACUCGAGAGAAGACAAAAGCAACAGUACUUUGAGGAAUGGACAAUGGAAACACCAACCAAAUCCAAAGCUAAAGAGAAACAAAGAAUAAUAAGAAGAAAUCUCAGUUGUCCAUUGUAAACCAGAAAAGAAGAUGCCCAAAGGGUCGAUAGCUCAAAUUUGACAUGAUAACUCAAGAUAAAGCACAUCAACCUCAAAAAACAUGAGAGACAGCGGAUAUCUACCGUCAAGACUA
Molecule: messenger RNA, 1500 nt
Organism: Hibiscus syriacus
Lineage: Eukaryota; Viridiplantae; Streptophyta; Magnoliopsida; Malvales; Malvaceae
Product: protein ABSCISIC ACID-INSENSITIVE 5-like
Exons: 5
Coding region: 138-1385 (415 amino acids)
Biological process (GO): positive regulation of DNA-templated transcription
Cellular component (GO): nucleus
Molecular function (GO): DNA-binding transcription factor activity
Source: RefSeq, a predicted model, not a curated record